AUGCAAUCAACUAAGUACCUGAAUUGGACUGUUGGCCUCACCAGCAGACCAGAUCUCUUCCAAGCUAAUGCCUGCUCCAGGCCCAAGGCAAAUGACUUUUCAGGCCACUGCAGCAUCGGUGUUAUGCGUGUUCCCCACUUAUUCUUCAUAAGUUCAACAAGAAUUUCAGUAUUCGAGCGGAAUAUACUAUGCAGCAGGUUGAGCAACAAAGACGAGGAAACAAAAUACAGUCAAGACUCAAGUCAGAGAUACCAAGGAAGUGCUUGGAUAACCCACAUAGCUAGGAUGGAGGUCAUCCCAGAGCUCCUCAAUAGUCCUCAUCUAAAUCGACCAAGUACCAACUUCAUAGAUAUCAUAAACUCAUAUGCACAUGAGAUGAGACCAAGACACAUUCUCAAUGGGGAAGGAGAAUUGCAGCUCAAUAAACAAUUAGAUGCCGUAGAAUUUUACAACUCAAUGGGUUGGGAUAUACCUUCCUAUCAUACCCAUACCACAGCAGGUGUUGCUUUGACAAAUGGACAGGCAGGAGAAGAGUGGAAUCACGAACAAACAAUACAGGCCCAAGCUGGACAAGGAAAAGGGAUGAGUUCUCAUUUCUAG
Molecule: messenger RNA, 600 nt
Organism: Striga asiatica
Lineage: Eukaryota; Viridiplantae; Streptophyta; Magnoliopsida; Lamiales; Orobanchaceae
Source: the annotation of a GenBank genome assembly